AGUCGGAGGUUUCUCUCCUCCCUCCCAUCGCCAGUCCCAUCUCUCUCUCUCUCCUCCUCGGCUCCCUUCUUCUUCUUCUUCCUCUUCUUCUUCUCUUCAGACUUUAUCAUCUUCUUCUUAUUAUUAUUAUUAUUAUUAUUAUUCAAACUGGAGACUUAUGCUAGUUGGACAGAGAUCAGAGUUGGACUUCGGUGCCUUAACAACUGCUGUUCGCGCUGCCGCCACACAUCAGCAACAACAGCAACAGCUGUUGAACACCACCACCGCACGCGUCAACAACAUCGAGGCUAAGGCCUCAGCAGCGCCAGGCUGCACGAUAGACGAGACGAAGCAGCUCAAUGGGCGCAUCGAUCAUGUCGUCAAUCUCAUCGGCGACAUAGGUGUUUUCAAUGGGCCGGACACGAUCAGUUGCACGGUGGCCGCCAUCAAGACGGACAUCACCAAGCUGCAGACGAGACCGGACGCCGCUACGAAGACUUACAAGAUGCCGCACUUCCACAUCAACAAGUUCGACGACUACAACAAGUCGGAUGCCUUGACAUGGUGGCAACGUUUCCUCACGGAAGCAUCAUGCCGCACUGUCUUGGCGAACGACAUGAUGAAGGCUUUCUACUUGCACAUGAUUGGAGGAGCGCAAACAUGGAUGAACCAUCUGGCGGCUACCAACAAAUGCACCAUCGCCGAACUCCACACGCACAUCACGUGGAAAGAGUUCGAGAAGCUAUGGUUCACCCGGUUUAUGGUCCGCAACGUCGUGAAGGCGGCCAUGAACGAGGUGUACACCUGCUCUCAAGGGAAUAUGCCAACUCGAGACUGGACAACCAAGUGGCAGAAGAUAGUGACCACGCCAGGUUUCGAUUUGAGUUUUCCUAACCAACGAUCUGAGUUCUUCUCGCGAUCAUGCGCAGGACUGCGAACCGCACUCGGCAACGAGUAUGAUUACGCCUCACUCCAGGCUAUCCUGGAUCGUGCGAACUUGGUCAUUCAAACGGAUGACAAGGCCGCUAACGAACGGCAGUCCCAGCCGCACUAUGUGGCAAAGCCUAUGUCGUCGCCCGUACGUCGUACAGGGGGUCUCCGUACGGGUUGUACGGACGAACGUACAUACGCGCGUACGGCCGUAUGGAUGCUCCCCGUACGAGCAUGCUACGGGCCUGUGGGGGGGUGCUGGGGGGGGUUUAAGGGGUUGGGGUGUUGGGACAGAUGUGGAUCGGGGAGGGAGCCGGCGGGGAAUGAGGAGUUUGAGGACAACGAGGAGGAGAGGAGGGCGGUCGAGGGUGGAGAUGAUGAUGGUGAGAGUGAUGCAGAGGACAUGGAGGUGCGGCGAGAGGUGGAGCGCGCCAUGGGAAAGUUGAGGAAGGAGAAGGCCGUUGACGAGGACAGCACCCCUGACGAGGACGCCGCCGCCGACGAUGACGAUGAGGGAGCAGACCUUGGGGCCUCUCUGGAUGGGGGGUUGAUGGGCGAUGGCCGUCGUGGCCAAGAGGGGGCAGCUAGGGCGAUGAAGGAGGCUGCGGGAUCGAAGAAGAGAAAGAGGAAGGCGAAGAUGACUACCACUGAGGCGAGAUCAGCACCUUCUGAGCCCAAAAAGAGCAGAGUUCUUCCACAGACGUUUAUGCUGGAGACCUCGAUCCAGUGUGGCAACGAGAAUUCUUGGACUCCGUCCUGCAAUGGUGGCAUACCUCAGCAGCAGCGAGUUGUGGCGGACAUGGUGGCGGCCAUCCGCAGGGACAUUGAGGCGACGGGAGCGACCAUCCUCACAGAUGGUCGCAAGUCCAUCACGAGCGACCAGAUAGUCAACUUCCUUGCUGCUGGUCCCACGGGCGCGUACCUUUUCAGGACUGUGGAGCGGGAUGGUGCUGUUAAGGAGACAACAGAGGCCGUAGUGGAGCGAUGGAAGGACGUGUUCGACAAGUUUGGUGUCGACAAGGUGAACGCCAUUUGUACUGAUUCCGCGUUUGCGUAUGCUGAUGCGUCCAAGCUCCUCGCCCAGGAGGAAGAAAAGUACAGCCGCAUCACUUGGCUUCCGUGUGUGGUCCAUGUCUGCAACUUGUUGUUGUCAGACAUCGCGAAGGAUGGGCGAGAUGGGAGCCUCGGGAAGAGGGAGGACACCAUCAUCAGGGCUCGAGCUGUCGUGCGUUUCAUCGGAGAGCAUGGGGCGGCUCUGAGCCUUUAUCGACGGUUCUCUGCCGCCCACCCCUCUUCCGCCUCCGCGGCGGCUGGUGGUUCGAGCUCUGCGCCACCCUCGUCUCAGCGGCGAGGCAGGGAGCUUGUGUACCCUGUGCAGACGAGGUUUGUCACCCACUACUUGAUGCUGGAGAGGCUGUUGGAUCGUCGCAGAGCGUUGGAGGCGUUGAUGAUGAGCGACGAUUGGCUGCGGACUGCAUGGAGGAGGUCCAUUUUUCUGCAGGCCAGAUGGGUGCGUCAUCAGGUGCGGUACGCGCCAGUCUGGGAGCAUGUGGAGGACAUCGUGGCGCUCAUGACGCCUGUGAUGCUGUUGCUACGGCGUCUGGACAGGGGGGGUCACGUGAUGACUCGCAUGUGGUCGUGGGGUUUUGUCAUGGUCGACAGGGUGGCGAGAGCAAGCCUUAACAGGACGUCGAAGGACGAGCUCCACAUCGUUGUUCAGGCUUGUUUGGUGUGGGUCGCUCAUUUGUUGGAGCCCGCACAUUGCAUGGCCCACCUCCUCAAUCCGCGGCAGAGGAGCAUUACUUUUUUUGGAGCGGCGAGGCGUACCGACCAUGAGCGGAUACUGGCAGACGAGUCGUUGCGAUACCUUCGCCAGCAAACUGGUGGUGACGAGGAUUUGUAUCAGACGUUGCACACGCAACUGGCGGAGUUUCAUUCUCGGAAGGGCGAUUGGACGUAUGGAGGGGCCGAAGGAGAUAGGGAUGCGGCCGCCUGCAAAGGGGAGAAGGAGACGUCACAGGUGGGGCAGUGGUGGGUUCAGCACGGGGACGGGGUCCCUCUCUUUCAGAGCAUCGCCAUUCGCUUGUCGCACACAUGGACGUGCGCCUCUCCGGCGGAGAGGAAUUGGGCCGUCCAUGAGCGUGUUCAGGUGAAGAGGCGCAAUCAUCUUGGUUUCAUCAAGCUGACUCGUUUGGUGGAGAUAUCCACCAACUUGAGAUUGAGUCGUUGUCAGGGGAGGGGUUCUGGGUACGUUCUUCCAUGGGAGGACGUUGAGGGGGAGAGAGAGGAUGCUAUUCCUCCGCCUCAUGAUGAGGGUGUUCGGCCGGUUGACCAAGUCACCGAGGCACAACGCGACCGGCAGAACCAGCGCGGGCGGAAGGAUCGCCUUUCAAAGGCACCUCCCAACGUCGCGACGUAUUUCGGUCGUCGCGCCACGGUGCUCAUGGCGCAUGAGUUGGAGUCUGUGUACGAUCCCGAGCCUGAUCCCAUGGCUCAGGACGCGAUGGAGGCCAAGUCGUGGUCCGAUCCGGACGACCUGGCCGUGGAGUUAGAGCCAGGAGGUUCUGAUGACGAUGACGACGACACUCCUCUCUUCCAGAUUCCGCGUCCUCGCACACGUGCGUCCACGGCGUCCGAUGCACCGUGUCCCGCAGCACGCCCUAUUUCGAGUGCUUCCGACGUCUCACAACCAGGCCCGGCGGACCGUGUCGAGAGCAAUACGCCACACCCUUCGACCGAUCGUCGCGGACAGGGAGGGACUUGCGAGCUUGUCGACGAGGGAGACGACGGCGAUGGCGAUGAUAGGGAGGGAUAUGAGGGCAGCAGUGAGGAUGAGGAUGAUCCCUGUUAUUCCCCGACACGCGGACAUGGUGACGACGACGACGACGAGGGCGCCGACGGUGGACGGGCUGUGGGUGGUUUGCGGAAGUCCGAGAGACAGCGUGGCGACCGAUGCAGUGGUGCAGGCAGGGGAGGCAGCGGGCCGGAUGUUGGGGGUGCGGGACGCACAGGUGGUGCAGGGCGUGCUGGCACAGGAAAAGUAAGGUGAGAGUCUGCAUCGUCCACUCGCACUGUGCAUUGGGUUGAUGAGGAGAGGCCCGCUGAGGCAGCUGUGGUUGCUCCCUCCCCUAUGGAGGUUGCUCCCUCCCCUGCAGAGUUCGCUGCAUCGUUUAGGGAGGUUGCUCCCUCCCCUACAAGGUUCGCUGCGGCGUCUGCAGUUGUUCAGUGUCCUGAAAGUCAAACCAAAAAUAGAGUAAGGUUGCACGUCAUAUAUUUAGUCAGCGAUGCAAUGGGAAGU
Chara braunii is the source of this 4207-nucleotide messenger RNA. Lineage: Eukaryota; Viridiplantae; Streptophyta; Charophyceae; Charales; Characeae. The record is from the annotation of a GenBank genome assembly.